Messenger RNA from Belonocnema kinseyi, 4349 nucleotides. Its product is annotated as TOX high mobility group box family member 3-like. The transcript is spliced from 13 exons. Gene Ontology annotation, molecular function: chromatin DNA binding. Gene Ontology annotation, cellular component: nucleus. Lineage: Eukaryota; Metazoa; Arthropoda; Insecta; Hymenoptera; Cynipidae. The coding region runs from base 347 to 2002 and encodes 551 amino acids. Gene Ontology annotation, biological process: regulation of transcription by RNA polymerase II. The record is from RefSeq and is a predicted model, not a curated record.
CGAGGAUCGCGUGUUGUAUUUGUCACGCUCUUUCCGCGCCACGAGACGAUCCUUGUGGUAACAGGUUCGCAGCUUAAAACAAAAAUUAGUGCUUCGAAUUGGAUUGAUCGGAUUUCAGUGAUUCAGUGACUCGUGUUGUCCAGUGCCAAAACCAGGGAUUAACGUGUGAGAUACAAAUUAACAGCCGUGACUUCACGGAAAAAUUGCCACGAGCUUUCACAGUGCCGGUCUUAAACUGGAUUUCAUUCUGUCCACGUGUUUUGCUGCGCCGAGAAGUGACAACCUCGACUUGUCUCUGAGCGUACCGCAGCAUCACCAUACGUCGUAUCACCACGACGGCUACAAUAUGGCUGACCAGGUGAGUCCACUUAAAAGGAGUUUAUUUGAUAAAACACAUAAGACUUUUCACACGCCCAGUUUCGGCGAUGAGGAUUUUGACAUCCCUUCGAUCCACUCGCACGCGCAUCAGCAGCACCAACAACAACAGCAGCAACAUCAUCAACAGCACGAUCCAAUGCACGCUUAUCAAUCACAGAUGAUGUCUAGUGGUGGAAUGCAACAAUCGCCAGAUGGAUUGAGUUUGGAUCCAGGCGGAUAUCAACAGCCGCUUUACCUGCAGCAGGAACACUCUAUGCAACCAAUUAGCGUUAACUCGGCUUACAACAGUCCUCAAGGCUCAUAUUCAACCAUGAGUUCGCCAGGUCAACAACAUAGUGGACAACAAUUGUUGUUAUUGCAGCAACAGCAUAAUCAUCAGCAACAGCAGCAACAGCAACAACAACAGCAGCAGCAGCAGGCUGCUCAGAUGCAACACAUGCAGUAUAUGCAUUCUCAGCAGCAGCAACAGCAACAACUUCAGCAACAACAACAGCAGCAGCAGCAACAGAUGCAGUACCGGAGUCCUGCAGGCGGAAGUCCACCUGCAAUACAAAAUACUGCUGCUCCUGAAAACAACAAUACAACAACCAGCGAGGAUAGUGAUGAUAGCACUCCUCAUUCAGCAAUGAUUGCGGGAAUCAAGCGACCAUCUCCAGAACCCGCUGAUGGGGCAACCAAGGCACAGAAGAAGCCGAAAGCCCAGAAGAAGAGGAAGAAGAAGGAUCCCAAUGAGCCACCAAAGCCCGUUUCUGCUUAUGCGCUUUUCUUCAGAGAUACACAAGCUGCAAUUAAAGGUCAAAAUCCAAACGCCAGCUUCGGGGAGGUUUCCAAAAUCGUCGCUUCCAUGUGGGAUGCACUUGAUACCGAACACAAAGAUGUUUACAAGAAGAAGACAGAGGCUGCAAAGAAGGAAUAUUUGAAGGCCCUUGCAGCAUACAGGGCAUCAUUGGUCAGCAAGGGAGCAAAUGACAAUGAACAGCAACAGCAGCAACAACAACAACAACCACAACAGCCACAGACUGUACAAUAUGGGGGAUAUGGAGGAUAUGGUGGAAAUGGACCAACAGGAAAUGUAGCUUACCAAGUUUACAGUCCACAGCAGCAGCCUCCCUCACCUCAACAACACCAGCAACAACAUCAGCAACAACAUCAGCAACAAAUGGGAAUUAAAAAGUCCCCUCUUCAUCUUGCUCAGAUGCAAGGAAAUCAACAGCAACAGCAGCAGGCUUUAAUGGGCAACCCAAUGGCACCACCGCACAUGACGCAGCAACACAUGCAGCAACAAGUCUCGCAACAGCAAUAUAUGCAGCAGGUUCCCCAACAAGUUCAGCCAGUUCAAGUUCAGCAGCAACAGAUAAUGCACAUGAGCCCACCGAGGGGUGACUUGAAACAAGAAUUAUCGAGCCCACCACCAGUAAAUUCGUCUCAAUCAGCAAUGGUUGCUCAGAGGCCUCCUGCAAACACUUGCAUUCGUCACGGUUGUCCAAAUCCAGCUGUAGCCAACACCGAGUGGGAAGACGAAUAUUGCAGUAAUGAGUGCGUGGCUAGCCACUGCAGGUUUGUAGACGUUUUCACGACCUGGGUCUCGACAAAUCAGCAGCAGAAUUUCUCAACUGUAAAAUAAAAGGAAUCAAUCGUCAAUUGGUGAACCUGCAAUCUGACUGUGAAUGAAAUGCAGAAAAGCGACUGUCGUUUCGUACGAGAAAAAAAAAGAAACUAAUAUUGGAACCACACACAUUUGGACGAAAUCGAGCGAAAAAUUCCGGGAGGCAAAGUUUAAUAAGUUCUUCUCUAUUUAUUGCCCGCGUCCAAAAUAAAUUAUACGAGUAGUAGUUUAUCCCAAGCGACAUUUCUGUGGAUGGAUUAUAGUAGACGGCAAAAGUUUUACAAUCGCAUAUAUAUUUCGAGUCCGUCGAUGUUCUAAAAAGGCGCGACUAUUUAUACGAUAUCCGCUGGAACUGAGGGGAAAAAAGUACAAGUAAUAAAAGCAGAGUGACGUAUUGCAUGUAAAUAAAUGCGACGGCGAAGUGACGAAUGUCGAAUACUUUGUAAUUUUCGGUGAAAGUGAGAGCCAACAAUCGGACAUGCAAGGAGCGAGCGGAAGCUAUUGAUAACAAAAAAUUGCAUUCGGCAGUGCCAUGGCUGAUUGUUUCACACACACACUUCACUCUGAACACUUAGCUAGGAAUAUAAACGAAUCUAUACAUACAUUAUAAAUAAAUAUAUAAAUAAAUAUAUUAAUUGACCGAGCAGCGAUCACGGAAAAGUGUGACAUCAUCCCUCCGUCGUUAAAUUCGGCGUACUCGGCGCAAAUCUGCAGUAUUCUAUUUAUCUGGAAACUUCCGAAGAACUAUGAUUAAUCCAAUUCAAGCUCUUUUCGAAAAUUCUCCCUGGUUAUUUACUUUUCGAAAUUCUUUCAUCGUUUUCUUUUUUUUCUUUUUUUCUUCUGUUUUUUUUAUUCUGUUGGGAUUUGAGCUUGACUUGGAUUUCUGUAAUGCUUUGAAGCUGAAAGAAAAUAAGCAACAGGGCUCUAAUUAUUUUUACAUCAUUUCUACUGGCAUUCAAUUCGUAUAACGUACUAGUUGGACGGUUUUUCACAUGGCGAGAUCAAUCAUUUUUACUGAGAAAUACAAAAUAUAUUGUUUAAUUGAUAAAGCGACACUGCGCUUUCUCUCUCCCCCCCCCCCACCCCUCUCUCGAGAAUCCUCCCUCCCCCUCCACACCCCCUCCCCUUUUUUUACUUCUUUCUAUUCCGUUAAGAAUUGAGAAAGCGUAGUAGAGAGUCGCGGUUGAAUAAAUUAUUUAAGUUGAUGCAAAAAAUUUCAUAGAUUUUUAAAGAAAUAUUAUUAAAAUAUUAUAAAAGCAAGCUAGGUCUUUAGACUAUGUGUUUUGUUAUUUUCUGCCUAGGUUUUAAUGAUUUAGUGAUCGAGUUUGGGCUCUGAAAUGAUCGUAAUUGUAUGUAUCGUUAAGAAGUGAAAUGUUUCGCGUUCUCAGGAAUUGCUACGUAAAUUUAUUUCCCCGCUCGCGAGAAUCUUUGACUCUUCAAGGAGCGCGGGAUUUUGUAUUUUUGAGUGAAAUUUAAUUUUUCAGUUAAAAUUCGCUGAUGUUAUCGGCACUUUGUGGGAACGCGUGAAGAUUUUUUAAUCGUUUGUUUUUCUUUUUUUUUCAUAUUUCUUAUGUAAAUAUCUAAAUAUAUUCUAUAGAUUUAUAGGUUUUAUUGUAAACAUAAUCAAUAAUGUAUUAUAUUGAUAACGAUUUGUGGUAUAUUAAAAUACUUAUUAUAUAUGUACGAGUAUAGAAUACAACAGGAAUAUUUGCAUUUGGCACUGGUGCUAUUUAGAAAGUGGUCGCUGCACUCGUAGAGUCGAGUAAAAAAGUUUGGCCAAACGCACGCACGUGCGCGAGUGUAAUUAGGUUUCGUUGAACGGACAAGAUUCUUCGCAAAAAGUUUGGCACUUUUUUCUUGCCAAAGAGGGACGCGCGAACGCACGCAGGCAGGCAGGCAGGCGACAGCGUUAAAACGAUAUGAUCUGAUAAUAUCGAUGAAUAAUCCCGCUGUAUACUAUAAGUUACAAAUAUUAUUAUUGAUGAUUGAAAUAAAGAUAAGCUAUCGGUUAGUGUUUGCCGCGAGACUUCGUUACGCAACGAGUGCAAGGCGAAUUAUUAAGUACUCAAAAAUAAACAAACAAUAUACAUACAGAAAACACGACGCGAAUCCCAAACCCCCGACGACAUACUUCUUCUUCAUCAUCUUGUUCUCACGACACAAAAUCCACACAAUUUUACAAUAAUAUUCGUAAUUGCAUAAACAUAUAAUAAAAGGAAUAAAUCUAGAAAAUAUCCAGCGUAUUAUGUAGUAGUAAUAGAACUACACAUCAAAUGCUAAUAUAUGAUGGUGAUUUGCAAUGAAUUUAUGUUCGUUUUUAUUGUUUUCUGUACAAAAGACUUGAUUAAAGAAUUUCAGUCCCAAA